UCUGCAAAUGGUAAUUCGUUUUGGACGUCGCUUGUAAAUGGCGUUGACGGUUGGAGGUUUGCUGGACAGAAAAAAUUAUCAUUUAUUUAUUGGAGCAAAAAUCAGCCUGACAACUGCUGUCCACCUGGUCGAGCAAAUUAUACUGUUCAUAUACCUGGCCAGGGUUGGGACGAUCGUGGUGAAAACGAGUUAGCAAGUUAUGUUUGCAAAUACAAAUCCAUUUUAGUAACAACUAAAGUGGUUCCUCGAUCAGUUUUUGAAAAUGACAACGGUUCUGAUGAAACCGUCGCAGAAUCACCAAGUGACGAGAGAAAAGUGCGAACAGUUACGGAUGAAGGAGUUUUAUUUAAGAUUGGCGAUUGGUAUGUCAGAUGGAACCAACUUGUAACUGCUAUCGUUUCCGUAUUAGUUACUGCAGCUAUUGUUGUAGCAGUCCUUGCUUUUACCUAUGUCACGUCAAAAAAAACAACACAGAAAUUUUCGCCUGAUACUCACCGUCAGGCUACACAACAGGCGGAACAAGAGGUGGAUAGGAGUGCAUAUGUAGCCAAAGAUAAAUCGCGUGCUGCUCUCCUCAGGGUUGAGGGAAUACUGGAGGACUUAUGA
Messenger RNA from Enterobius vermicularis (human pinworm), 606 nucleotides. Lineage: Eukaryota; Metazoa; Nematoda; Chromadorea; Rhabditida; Oxyuridae. The record is from the annotation of a GenBank genome assembly.